This is a messenger RNA of Phyllopteryx taeniolatus (common seadragon), 2008 nucleotides long. RefSeq names its product translocase of outer mitochondrial membrane 34 (gene tomm34). The coding region runs from base 268 to 1233 and encodes 321 amino acids. Gene Ontology annotation, cellular component: cytosol; mitochondrion. Gene Ontology annotation, molecular function: heat shock protein binding. The record is from RefSeq and is a predicted model, not a curated record. The transcript has 7 exons. NCBI's taxonomy places the organism in Eukaryota, Metazoa, Chordata, Actinopteri, Syngnathiformes, Syngnathidae.
ACUACCGUCGUCAUCCUCCCCGCUGACGAGGGAGCGCAGCCGGCCGGCAAAGCUCGCGACACCCCGCCCCCUCCGCCGCAUUUAGCGCUAGCAGCGUCAGUACGACCAGAAGACUGACAACCACGACCAGCAGGGAGGAAAAAAAACAGGCCCUUGGAGGAAUGACUCUGUCGUUUACGCCAGCGAGUUAAUGACAUUUUAAAACGUUACGCGCUGAACCUUUUUCGCCGAAGCCGCCACUGAGCAUCCUAAAGCCGGAAAGCAAGAAUGACACAGAAAACGAAAGUGAAGCCUUGGGCCGAGCUCAAGCAAGCCGGCAAUGAAUGCUUUAAGGCGGGCCAGUACGGAGAGGCCACCCGCUACUACAGCCAGGCCAUCGGCGAGCUACACAAGUCUAAUCCAAAGAAUGUGGAGGAUUUGAGCGUGUUGCACUCAAACCGCGCCGCCAGCUACCUCAAAGAAGGAAACUGUGCAGAAUGUUUCAAGGACUGCAACAUUUCUCUGGAGUUGGUACCGUUCAACGUGAAGUCGUUGCUGCGCCGGGCCGCCGCCUCAGAGGCUCAGGAGCGUUACCGGCAGGCCUACGUGGACUACAAGACCGCACUGCAGCUGGACGCACACAUUGUGGCGGCGCACGACGGAGCAAACAGGAUGACAAAAGCGCUGACGGAGGCAGACGGUCCGGCGUGGCGAGAGAAGCUCCCCACCAUCCCCGUCGUGCCUCUGGCUGUCCGAGAGAAGCUCAGACGAACGGCCGGGACCGCGCCGCCGCAGCACAACGGCGCCGCGCAGAACCACAAUCUAGCGGGCGAGGAUGUACAGCGAGCCAAGUUGCUCAAGGAGGAAGGAAACGCACUGGUAAAGAAAGGGGAGCACGCCCGGGCCGCUGACAAAUAUACACAGAGCCUCCUCCACCAUGCCAAAGAGGCUGCCACCUUCACCAACCGGGCGUUGUGCUACCUGGCGCUGAAGCGCUACCGCGAUGCAGCCACUGACUGUGAUGCAGCGCUCGCCAUUGACGGCGCCAACAUCAAGGCACUCUACCGACGGGCGCAGGCGCAUAAGGAGCUCAAGGACGUGAAAAGUUGCGUCCGAGACCUCAACAAGCUCCUGGAGGUGGAGCCGAACAACACUGCCGCCAUCAAGAUGCUACAGGAAGUACAAUUACAACAACAGAAACAACCACCACCUCCGCAGGAGAAAAAGAAGAAGUCCAAGACCAAGAAGAAGUGACCACCUGACGCGCAUUUGUUCGGGAACAAAAGUGGGCGGAGUUAGGUCCACAAAGACAACCAAUCAUGAAGCAGUCCGCUCCGUCAAUGUCACUACCGGCGCCACCCAUCUUUUUGACCCAAGUGCCUGAAACCUCCUCCAUCGCUGGCGUCUUUGAGCUUUUUCAUUAGUUGUCCUCAGUUCAUAUAGUCUUUGAUCUUCAUUGGUCGUGUCAUAAGUCACAUGUGGGCCAUCUGUCAUUUUUUUUUUAAAUCGUCCUUCGUUGGCGCCAUCUUUUAUGCCGUGUCUUCGAGCUCGAUGUCAUGGAUCUACUUUCGCCCCAGCCUUUUUUUUUUUCUCCAUUGAUCUCCCUUCAUCACGUCUUUGGUCAGCGCUGCUUUCAUUUGGAUCCACUUAAUCUUGUCAUGUCCUUGCUUCAUUGGUCUCAUUCAAUUUAGUCUUUUGCUGUUUAAGUCUCCUUGUCGUGUGUUUAGGGAUGUCUAAUCUCUUCAAAGGUCACGUUCAUCGCAUCUUUGAUAUUGUUGCCUGUGAUCACACCUUUGUCGGGCAUUUUUUCCAUCUAAUCCCAUCUUCGAUCUUGGAUGUUCUUCCUUCCAGGUAAAUGUGACACCAGUUAUCACGCAAAAUGUUUCUUUGUCCCCCGGCAGACUAAAACGCAGCCUUCCGAUUGGCCCGCAGAAGCAUCUUCAAACUCUUCAGAACCUACUCAUUUUGGAACUGAUGAUUGUGAUAAUGUAGUGUGUUGGCAAAAAUAAAUAAAUAAAAUAAAAUCACA